Molecule: messenger RNA, 1110 nt
Organism: Colias croceus (clouded yellow)
Lineage: Eukaryota; Metazoa; Arthropoda; Insecta; Lepidoptera; Pieridae
Product: pseudouridine-5'-phosphatase-like
Exons: 4
Coding region: 172-855 (227 amino acids)
Molecular function (GO): phosphatase activity
Source: RefSeq, a predicted model, not a curated record
UGUCAAACGUCAGUGAUGAAAUUAAGUGUUGAACAAUUUUUCGGAAUUACAAAUAAUAUUUAACAAAAUUGUGACAUAAAUUAAUAAUAUAAAAUACAGAACAGUCUUGAUUAUUUCUUUAAAUAUAAUAAAUUACAUUCUCUUACAACUGAAAAAUUAUUAUUACACAAUAUGACUUACUCUAAAGUAACACACGUUCUUUUUGACUUGGAUGGUCUUUUAAUUGACUCAGAAAACUUUUAUACACAAGCAUUUACAAAUGUAUGUGCAAAGUAUGGCAAAACUUUUACUUGGGAAUUAAAGAAGAGCUUACUGGGUUUCCAAGGACAUGAAUGUGCUGAAAAGAUUGUCAAAGAAUUGGAUUUGCCAGUGACUAAAGAUGAGUUUAUGAAGCAGUGUCAGGAGGAAUAUGAAGUUCUUUUUCCCAAUGUUCAAUUAAUGCCAGGUGCAAAGAAGUUAGUAGAACACUUGAAGGCUAAAGGGGUUCCCAUUGCCUUAGCUACUAGCUCCAGUGAGGACAGUGUGAAUAUGAAGAUGCAAAACCAUAAAGCUUUCUUAGAAAACUUUCACCACCUCACUAUGGGAUCUUCUGAUCCAGAUGUGAAGAAAGGAAAGCCAGACCCUUCUAUAUUUUUGGUCUGUGCUUCAAGAUUUCCAGAGAAACCUAAGCCUGAAGAUUGUUUGGUGUUUGAAGAUGCUGUUAAUGGUGUUAAGGCAGCAUGUGCUGCGAACAUGCAGGUAGUGGUUGUGCCAGACCCUCGUAUUGAGAAAGAGCUACUGAAAGAUGCAACUUUAGUACUUCAAUCUUUAGAGGAGUUUCAGCCUGAGUUGUUUGGCUUACCUGCGUAUGAGUAACUACAUAGUCAUUUCUUUGUAGCUAGAAACUAUAGAAUAUGUUAAGAAAAAUAUUGAUGUUUGUUUGUUGUUCGUUGUAGCGACAACAUUUUGAAUAGAUAUAUUUAUUUCUAUAAAAAAAAAGUUGAAAUUAGAAUCUUAAAUAUAUCAGCCAGUGUCACAUUUUUUUUAUAUGUUCUGUUACGUUUAUGUGUCAAACAAUUUGAUAAAAUGUAUGUCAAAAGUGUUUAUAAGGCUUUCUGUGACAAUCGUGAA